Fusarium poae is the source of this 1614-nucleotide messenger RNA. RefSeq lists its product as uncharacterized. The record is from RefSeq and is a predicted model, not a curated record. Bases 1 to 1614 code for a protein of 537 amino acids. The transcript has 4 exons. NCBI's taxonomy places the organism in Eukaryota, Fungi, Ascomycota, Sordariomycetes, Hypocreales, Nectriaceae.
AUGGAUUUCUCAUGUCAUGUUUCCAUAAAAAACGAGUCAGACGAGGAUCUUCUCCUUGACGACUCUGGCCUCGACAGUGGGAACUGGCCAUUACGUCAGCCGCUCAACGUUAUCGAAGCUGGAACAGAACAAACCAUCUACCUCGCUCAACCCAGCUGGGGAGGAUCUAAAGCUUGGGUCACGUAUGUAGCGGAAUACGGCCAGGGAUGGACAGACUUUACCCUCGAGUUUGAAUGCCCUGCACUGCCCUUCUCCAAGAACCAUGUCUCAGUCAAGGAUUGUUCGCCGGCCUUUCAGAUUGACGUAACCCAUGUUCAGGAAAGGGGAAGUCCUUUAACUGCAAAUGUAACCAUUCGUAUGAACAAAAGAAAUAGUUUGACCACCACAGAAAAUGACCAGGUCAGAGCAAAUUAUGACAUUGGCGUCGGCGUAUCAUUCCCUACCAAGAUGGACAUCAAGUUUCCUGUUCACGAAAGCAUUGUUGUCGCAGCCUUUAUCAACUCUGACAUGAUCUUCCCCAGAGGCACAGUCUAUAACAAUAUCAACGAUAAGCAAUGGGAAUUCUUCCGCGGCGUCGUCUGGAAUGAUGACCCUUCAUGUCUAUUAUUUGAGGACGUCACACAGGAUAACAGAAUGUUUAGUUUGGGCGUCGAGUGGCUGAACGCUUUCAAGUUUGGCGACGAGAAAUGCAUGACGAAGCGGUCGCACAUGGGCAAUCUUCAGUUCUUCCAUGGCAUGGGAUCCGAAAUGGGCGAGAAGCCAGAGAAGACGAGGAACAACAUUAUUACCUGGAUCGAAGUCAUGUACAAGCUUGCGUGCGGCAAUCAAGGAGUGUCCGAGGACCAUGUUCUCAGUCAUGUUCUUCCCGGAUACUUUGGCAAGGAAACCGUACCCUCAAAAUCCGACACCCUCCGUGAUCUCCUCCUCGCCACGACACCAAAAUACAACAAAGCUGAAAUUCAGAAACGAGCUUUUGGCGUGUGUCUGCAUAUGAUCUCUGACUCAUACGCCCUUGGUCACACUCAGAGGCGCCUUAAGAACCCCGCCGACAUGAUCGAGCGCGAUACAGCGGGCUACAUCCGCUUCCGACCCGACACAUACGGCGACUGGGGCUCGAUCGUCUGUUUCCACACGUAUAACGAUCAAGACGGCGAUCGGCAUUCUCAUUACGAUGACAAAGAUGGCGAGGUAGAUCCGACACCAAGGGAUGUCACUACAUUUAAUGAGACCAUUGGAGCGAGAAAUGCAAUUGAUGCGUGCACGGAGCUGAUCAACUUGUUUGUUAAGAAAACUCAAUGGCAAGAUGGCGUGAAGCAGUUUUUGGAGGAUGAGGUCUUUGUGUUGGACCGUUGUGCCAGACCGUCUGACCAUUUCACCGAUGAAUCUGUAGUAUCGGAUUCUUACAACUAUGAGGAAAAGACCCAGGAGUUUAACUAUGAGGCUGGACUCCAACGCAAACUUGCUUCAUUGGAGGCGGGUCUUCCCUCGAGUGUGUCUGCAAAGGGCGCCUUGGCGAGAAGGUCCAGAGUCAUUCCGGGAGUUGCAAUGGCUGGUCUUUUGUUAAGUGCUCUGCUUUUUACGCUUCUUACUAUGAGAGAGGCUAGUGGUCAAUAG